This is a messenger RNA of Anopheles marshallii, 1980 nucleotides long. Its product is annotated as serine protease 7-like. The record is from RefSeq and is a predicted model, not a curated record. Gene Ontology annotation, molecular function: serine-type endopeptidase activity. The transcript has 5 exons. NCBI's taxonomy places the organism in Eukaryota, Metazoa, Arthropoda, Insecta, Diptera, Culicidae. The coding region runs from base 1 to 1980 and encodes 659 amino acids. Gene Ontology annotation, biological process: proteolysis.
AUGUUGGCGCUUCUUUGGAAGGUGUUUUUAGUGGUAGUGGUGCUCGGAUGUGAGACGGUAACUGCCGGUGAUCGGCCAUGUCAGACACGUUCGGCAAAACCGCAGCAAGGACGGUGCGUUCCGGUGUCCAAAUGUCCGGCAAUCAAACAACACCUUCUCCGGUUGCAAUUUUCUCCAGCCGAAAUGUUUGAAGCAUUCCUGAGCGAGCGUGCCUGCAGCUAUGGAAAGGACGGUACGUUGCAUGUGUGUUGUACGGGGAAGAUAGCCUCCGAGCGACGCGCUGAGCUGGCCGCGAAUGACGCUCACCAGUGCCCCGAAGAAUGUGCCGCCCUUGAGGAUUGUCCAGCGGUUUACGGUCGGAGCAUGGUACUGCAGAAGCGCUACGAUCGUCGCCUGCACAAACUGUUGCGCGAAAACUUUUGCUACGAAAAGUCGGGACAGCUAUUUGUGUGCUGUGACCCGGAACGUUACCCUAGCUCUAUAACCGCCGGCACCCGGGAGCUGGCAAAGCGCGUCAGCUGGCAAUCCUGCGUAACGCCGUUCGGAGAUGAUGGCAAAUGUGUACCGCCGGCCCGCUGUGCCAUGGUAGACAACCCGGAUACGAUUGCCUCCGAGCUGGAAGCAUUCACGAUUGGUUGCAAUCCAGUGGGCAAUCAGUCGCAGCUAUGCUGCACCGAAUCGUUGCUGAUCUUCGACCAGGAAGCAGGCAAAGAAUGCGAAACAAAGGAGGGAUUAGAGGGCAUGUGUACGGAAUCGGAACGCUGUUUAGACUUCAUCGAGUCUGAUGAAAAGGAUGUGUACGUUCGGCGAAAUUGGUGCUACACGAAUCUGCAGCAGGUGGACUAUUUGUGCUGCGCUCAGACCCGCAUCAAGGAGGCGCCACAGAUUGAGUUCGGCAUACGGGCAGGAGAGGAGCUGCCCGCGUGCACAACGAUCGUCAAUCGGGCCGGGUAUUGUGUUCCACUGGCCCAGUGUGGGCCAGUAGCAAGGUUAUUGCGUCUAAUAUCUACACGUGGUACCUCGGCAACUCCGGACGAGGCACGCUUUUUAAGAGGAUCAAUUUGUACUACACCGGAAGGGGCUACUGGAUAUCAUGUCUGCUGUGAUGUAACUGCUGUUCAAACCACGACCACAGCUGCCCCGGUCACUAUAGCACCUACUACUGUCGCUCCAACCACUGCGAGUCUGCUCAACCAUCGAAACACACCGCUCUUCGAUCGUUCCAACUGUGGUCUUCCGGGCACAAACAAUAAGAUCGCCUUUGGUCAGCAGGCCCGUUUGUUUCAGUAUCCCUGGAUGGCAAUGAUCGUGUACAUGUCCAGCACGACCGGCACGGAAAGCGCAGAAUGUGCCGGUACGAUCAUCAACGUUCGCUAUAUUCUCACAGCGGCACACUGUAUCGAUGGCCAGAUGGAGCGAAUACGAUAUGUACGAAUCGGUGAGUUUGAUACGCGCACCGACCCAGACUGUGAAGAGGACACUUGUGCCGCACCGAUCCAACGGUACGGGGUCGAAGAUGCUGUCUUUCAUCCCAACUUCACGCGCAUAGUACGUUCCGGGCAUGACGUUGGUCUGUUGCGGUUAAACAGAACGAUCGACUUUAGCUCUGGUGACGUCUCGCCCGUAUGCCUUCCGUUCACUAGCGGUCUGAUGGGGUUCGAUCCUACGUUGUAUUGGAUUACCGGCUGGGGGUUAACCGAGCGACUGGAAGUUAGUCCAGUACUGUUGCAGGCGCGUAUUCCUCCCGUGUCCUGCAGUCUAAGCAGCUAUGCCAUUUGUGCCGGAUUUGGCAAUGCCACCCUACACUGUGAGGGUGAUUCGGGUGGUCCGAUGAAGGCGCAAGUACCGGAGUAUAAUUUCCGAUUUGUGCAGUACGGUGUGAUUUCUGCAGGACCGCGUUGUGGUACGCAAGGUGUUCCGGGGAUAAGCUCGAGAGUUUCAUUCUUUAUGCAAUGGAUUUUGGACAAUAUAAAGGCUUAA